This is a messenger RNA of Notodromas monacha, 711 nucleotides long. The record is from the annotation of a GenBank genome assembly. NCBI's taxonomy places the organism in Eukaryota, Metazoa, Arthropoda, Ostracoda, Podocopida, Cyprididae.
AUGACAGCGGCAAGUCAUAAGGGGUGCGGCAAGUUCCAAGUGCGGCAAGUUCAAGAGCGUCAAGCGGAUUCGUUGCUGGAACUCAAGGGCAGUGGAGUGAAAAUGAGGCACAGGAAUAAGGUCAGUGUUUCCGAAAGUCCUGGGGCAACUGAUAGUAUUCGCACAACUACUGAUUCUGGGUAUCAAACAACGGGUCCUGGAAAUGAACAAUCAUCCAGAAGUUCAGAUUCGCCCAUUUACGACCUCAUAACGGAAAACGGAAGCUCGCCGGAGCCAGAUUUCACCUUUGAUAGCACGGGAUCAGUUUUGUCCGACGAGAUUCUUGAGGCUUGCAAGCUGCCAUUUCUUAGAUCCCCCGAAAGAAAAGGACACAAUUACAAGGAAACGAGCAGAGUGAAUGAAGGGGCAACAGCAAUGGCAUCUCCCUUUAUUGGCAAUAACCUGAUGAGAAGACGGUAUGACCAGCAGGAGUCGUCCGAUGAAAAUGAGGACCAUAAGUCCGAGAGCAUCAGUGCGAGUGCCACCUUGGAAAUGGAGGAGCAAUUGAAAGGCAUGACCCAGUUGCUGGAGAUGAAGGGGGUCAUUAAUGCAAAAAAGAGCACUCAGGAUAAGAUUUUCCUCUUGCUGUUGGAAGCCCUUCCAGCACUUUUUUUGUUAUCUCUGUACCUCAUUCCUAGACCGCACUACAAUCCAGACAAAUCUUUAGGAUGA